AUGGGUUGUUUAGAAUUUUGGGUUGUGAAUAGUUUCUUAGCAGCACUAGCAUUCGUAUGAUUAUAUAGUAGAAUUUUAGUUUAUACUAUUCUUAGUUGUAAAUGCAAAAACCCCAUUUUAUCCAUAUGCUGUGGCAGGAGGAGAAUCCAAGGAUUAUUCGAGAAGUGCCACCGCAUGUAUAAUUGCUGCAGCAGUAUAAUAUCGUUAAUAUUUAAGCUGUAUAUAUUUAUUGGGCUUGGUCUCUUAUUAUGGUAGAAAAACAGAGAGUAUAGAAUGGAAAAGACUAGAUAAUAUUAAGCAAUGACUAAACAAAAAACUAGUUUUGAUGAAAUAAUUCGAACUCAAUCAUCAAUUAAAGGACCACAAUUAGAGUUAUGAUCUAAUUAUUAAUUUAAAUA
This is a messenger RNA of Paramecium primaurelia, 398 nucleotides long. Lineage: Eukaryota; Ciliophora; Oligohymenophorea; Peniculida; Parameciidae. The record is from the annotation of a GenBank genome assembly.